Messenger RNA from Closterium sp. NIES-67, 3044 nucleotides. The record is from the annotation of a GenBank genome assembly. NCBI's taxonomy places the organism in Eukaryota, Viridiplantae, Streptophyta, Zygnematophyceae, Desmidiales, Closteriaceae.
UUUAAGUUCGGAAUCUAGUGUGCAGGUUGCGCGGAAUGCGGAGACCGCGGCGAUGCAGCAACUCCGCUUUGGCGGCUAGUGGUGCUGUUUUGUUCCGUUAUUAGGCUACAGGUGGUCGCACAAAUAAGCCCCCCCCCCCGCGUUAAGCCUCACUGGAAAUUUCGCCAACAGCAUUUCAGGCAGCGCGUUAUGAGCUGAAUCUUAUGCAGCGCUGAGCCUUGCCGCGCUGUAGUCGUCGCCGCGACCGUUGCAGCCUGGCUGCCGCUGACUAAUCGUUCCACAGAGGUCUUCUUCCCACGGUUGCCGCGAUGAAAUUCCGAAUCGAAGACCUCGACGUGUACUUCCCGUACGAGUACAUCUACCCGGAACAGUACGAGUACAUGGUGGAGUUGAAACGCACGCUCGACGCCAAGGGCCACUGCCUGCUCGAGAUGCCUACAGGAACCGGCAAGACUAUCACGCUGCUGUCUUUAAUCACCUCCUACCAGAUGGCGCGCAAGGGCACGGGGAAGUUAAUUUACUGCACGCGCACGGUGCACGAGAUGGAGAAGGCGCUCGCGGAGCUGCGCCUGCUGCACGCCUACCAGCAGACCGCGCUCGCGGGGGAAGCCGCCGCCGGCGCACCCGCUAGGGCGGGGGGAAACGGCGCGGAGGGGAAGGGGGGGGGGGCCUUCCGCGGAUCCUAGCACUGGGGCUGAGCUCGCGCAAGAACCUGUGCAUUCACCCCGUGGUGGCGGGGGAGGGGUCGCGGGAGAGCGUGGAUGCGGGGUGCCGCAAGCGCACGGCGUCGUGGGUGCGCGCCGCGGCCAUGGAAAAUCCGGAUAUCGAGGUCUGCACAUACUUUGACCAGUUUGACCGCAAAGGACAAGAAGCCGCCCUGCCGCCCGGCGUGUACACGCUGCAGGACCUGCGCGCAUUCGGCCGGGAGAAAGGGUGGUGCCCGUAUUUUUUGGCGCGGCAUAUGAUUAAUUUCGCGAAUGUUGUGGUGUACAAUUAUCAAUACUUGCUGGAUCCGAAGGUGUCGGGGAUUAUAUCGAGGGAGCUUGAAAGGGAGAGCAUAGUGGUGUUCGACGAGGCGCACAACAUAGACAACGUGUGCAUCGAGGCUUUAAGCGUCAACGUGCGGCAGCAGACGAUUGAUGGCGCGCAUAGGAACCUGGCCCGUCUUAAUACGACCAUUGAGAGGUUUAAAGCAACGGAUGCUGAGAGGCUCAGAGAGGAGUACCGGCGGCUGGUGGAUGGGCUUGCACAGAGAGGCAACCUGCCAGCGUCUGACGCGUGGCUGGCCAACCCUGCUCUCCCCUCCGACAUCCUCCAAGAAGCAGUUCCUGGGAACAUCCGCCGCGCCGAGCACUUCCUCGCAUUCCUGCGCCGCUUCCUGGCAUACCUGCAAACCCGACUCAACACGACACGCGUUGAGUCGGAGGGGCCGCUGGCCUUCCUGCACGCGCUGCAGGCGGCAACGGGCAUCGAGAGCAAGAGCCUGCAGCUGUGCUACGACCGCCUGCAGUCACUGCUGCUCACGCUGCAGGUGGCGGAGGUAGACGAGAUGGGGUACCUGCAGUGCGUCUGCGACCUGGCCACGCUGGUUGGGACGUACACCCGCGGGUUUGCCAUCAUCAUAGAGCCCUUUGAUGAGCGACAGCCGCAACUAGCUGACCCUGUAUUGCAGCUGAGCUGUCUGGACGCGUCGCUGGCCAUCCGGCCCACAUUUGAGCGCUUCCAGAGUGUCAUUAUUACGAGCGGCACGCUGAGCCCCAUCGACCUGUACCCGCGCCUGCUCAACUUCCAACCCGUAUGCAUCCGCUCCUUCACGAUGUCACUAUCGCGGGACUGCCUCUGCCCGCUCGUCGUCACUAGGGGCAGCGACCAGCUCCCGCUGAGCACGCGGUUCGACAUGCGCAGCGACCCCGGGGUGGUGCGCAACUACGGGCGGCUUCUGGUGGACAUGGCGGCGUGCGUGCCGGACGGCAUCGUUUGUUUCUUUGUGAGCUACGCGUACAUGGAUGGCAUCGUGAACAGCUGGAACGACAUGGGCAUCCUCAAGGAGGUGAUGGAGCACAAGCUCGUGUUCAUCGAGACGCAGGAUGUGGUGGAGACCACGCUCGCGCUCGACAACUACCGUCGGGCGUGUGACUGUGGCCGGGGGGGCGUCUUCUUCUCCAUCGCCAGGGGCAAGGUGGCGGAAGGGAUCGAUUUUGACCGCCAUUACGGCCGACUCGUUAUAAUGUUUGGUGUUCCAUUCCAGUACACUCUAAGCAGAAUACUGCGCGCGCGCCUGGAGUAUCUGCGGGAGACGUUUCAGAUCCAGGAGAACGACUUCCUCACCUUCGAUGCCAUCAGGCAAGCAGCCCAGUGUGUGGGGCGAGUCAUUCGGUCGAAAUCAGACUACGGCAUUAUGAUUUUCGCUGAUAAGCGGUACAACCGGCACGACAAGCGCAGCAAGCUACCGGGGUGGAUUCUGUCGCAGCUGCCCGACGCCCACCUCAACCUCUCCACUGACAUGGCUGUGCACAUCGCCAGGGAGUUUCUAAGGCGCAUGGCGCAACCGUUUGACCGGGCGGCAUCAAGGGGCGGAGCAACAGCCACUCUUCUCAGUGAGGCUGACGUGGCAGUCAUGGCUGCAUCGAUGGGCACAGCGGGGUAGGAGGAGGAGGCGACUAAGAGUGGCAGACGAGGAGGUGGAUUACCUAGGAAGAAUGGCAAUCCAAAGGGUGCGGGCUGACGCAGCACCCACAAAGUGCGAGUGCUCGUCAACCGCUAGGCACUUGAGGAUGGUGACACUGUCACAGGAUCGAAUUGGUCGAGGGAAGUAUAUACAAGGCGUUUUUAUACGUCCAAGGUACAUCAGGUAACAAGGUUUAUCCUAUCCAAAGGGAAUAGACUCUUCUAGAAAUAGAAUCACCCUGUGUAUGGCCAUACGAGGCUAUUGGCUUUAAGGGAAUACAACACAAUUUUGCUAGAUAUAGCGCGUCAGUACCAGGGCUGACGUUUCAAAAAAAGGCACUCUGAUUUUGCCCCCCCAAAAAAUUCCCGAGUCUGAA